CGUCGCUCACGACCAGACUUGCUCGUCCCAGAGACAAGAUCACAGCUAACUGAAGCCUCCCAACUCGUCUAACCUGCUCUGCUUCAACACACAGGGUCAACCUAUCGCCCCUUUUGCGCCACUAUUUCCCAGCUCUCUGGGUCGACAUGUCAAUCCCGCCGCACGACGUCGUCCAGAGGGUCACGAACAGGAAGGCCCAGUACGCCCGGUUCGCCGACACCAAGCAGUGGGACAAGUUCGCCGGGCUCGGCCUCCCGGACGCCAGGUACAGCUACCAGGACAGCUCGGGCGACGUGGUGGCGCUGCAGGGCAGGCGCGCGGCCUUCGACAACCCCGGGUCGUGCGCGGCCUUCUUCGGCGCCUUCUUCCGCAAGCAGCAGUCGCUCCACAACAUCAGCCUGGCCGAGAUGACGCAGACGGGGCCCGACGAGGUCGAGGUCAUCUGGGCGUUCGAGGACCAGCUGAUACGCAACUACACCUUCUGGACGUGCCGGAUGCGCGGGGGAGGCCACUACUACGAGGUUUGGCGCAAGAAGGGGGACGAGUGGUUCAUUGCGGACUUGAGGAUGCAGAGGACGUACCAGAUGGCGACGCUUGGCCACGGCGGUACCGUCUCGCGCGCCGAGGUCUUUGGCAUAUUCCUCACCCUCUCACUGUGCCUGUUGAGCCAGCCCACCGGCAGUCUGGUCUACCGCCCGCGCAGCAUCCUUCCCUGGCGCCUGAACCCGCUCGCCAGCCUCGCCGAGGCGGUCCUCGUUCUCAGCUGCUUCGCCGCCAUCAUCGUUCCUCUUCUUUUCGGGCUCGCCAUCGACUGCACCUUUGACCUCGACAGCUCCUGGGUCACGUCGCGGGCCGAGAUUGGAGAUCUGUCCACCUUCGGCGGGAGGUGGCGCCGCCGCGCGAAGCUGGCGAGGGCGGCGCGGCUGCGCUUGCGGGUCGAGACGCAUGCGCUGGCGGCCGCGCUCUUGCUUAUCCGAGGAGACAAGGGCCAAAGGUCACAGAAGACCGCCAGUGGUGUCAUGAAUCUUGUCGCAGAGCUGGCAGCCAGCGGGCUUUUCCCAGAAGAGAACCAAGGCGUGGAUACCAACGAGGAAACGGCCGGCUUGAUGGCAGCUGGUGCCAGGGGCGGCGAGACGUCGCGACAGGACGAGAAUGGAGCGCCCGCGGUCGCGGAAGAUGAGAGCCGCCAGACACGAAGUGCUAGAGCAGACCCGAACCGACGACAAGAACAAACCACGGUCAGCACAGCUACGCCCCCGCCCGACACAAGGCCAAGUCAAUUGGCCGAGGGCAGCUCCAACUCGGACCGGGCAGCCUUGCUACGGCGCGUAUACGGGUCCAAUGUCCUCGCCCACCGCGAGCUCCCCGUCCAGAUGGUCACCCUGCUCUCCGUCACCAGCGUCGCCGUCAAGCUCUGCGUCAGCUCCCUACCGGGGCCCCUCGUCGCCAGCGGGGCAUUCAUGCUCCUGAGUUGGAUGACCAUCCAACUGCUGCUGCUCGUGUUCCACUCGCGGAAUAUCCGGGACACGGGGCUGCAGGCUUUGUCGACGGCGGUGCAGGAGUUCUCGCCGGUUUUCGACCAGAGCCCGUCCGAUGAGACGCAAUACGACAUACGGCGGCGCAAGGCGCAGCUAGACUCCGAGGUCAUGGUGGAGUGGCUCUUUGACUCGGCUGUGCUGUUGCGGCGGCCGUUUGAGUCGCCUCGACGGAGAGGGGAAACGUCCCCUCGGCACUUGGGAGUAAUCUGA
This is a messenger RNA of Gaeumannomyces tritici R3-111a-1, 1748 nucleotides long. RefSeq lists its product as hypothetical. NCBI's taxonomy places the organism in Eukaryota, Fungi, Ascomycota, Sordariomycetes, Magnaporthales, Magnaporthaceae. The transcript is spliced from 3 exons. Bases 147 to 1748 code for a protein of 533 amino acids. The record is from RefSeq and is a predicted model, not a curated record.